GCUAUCUCAGUGUAAGCCUCAGGGUCCCAAUGGGGGACUCAGGAUCAAGGAGAUGUACCCUGGUCUCCCGGUUGCCAAUAUUCAGGAAAAGUAUUAGCAGAAGACAUGACUCUCUCCCUUCUUCGCCCUCUUCCGGUAACACAGCUGGGGUCCACAGCUCCUCCCCUUCCAGCACUAACUCCAGCUCAGGGAGCGUGGGGAAACGCAGGAGCAUAUUCCGGGCUGCCUCCAUCAGCUUCCACUACAAGAAGGGGAGUGAACCUAAGCCAGAACCCGUCGACCAGAACCUUAGUAUUUCCAAUGGUGCUCAACCCAGUCACAGCAAUAUGCAGAAACUAGGUUUGGAGGAGCAAGUCAAAACCAGGGGAAGACAUUCUGUGGGUUUUAGUACUUCACGAAGUAAGAAGAUCACAAGAUCUUUGACCGAAGAUUUUGAAAGGGAAAAGGAACCCCCAACUAAUAAGAAUGUCUUUAUAAAUUGUCUAAGUUCUGGCAGAAGUGAAGGGGAUGAUUCUGGAUUCACAGAAGAACAAACUCGUCGUUCUCUAAAACAAUCAACCAAGAAGCUACUCCCCAAAUCCUUUUCAUCUCACUCUAAAUUUUCCAAGUCGGUUCCACAGAGCCAAUCCAAGUCAUUGGUACAGCAGCCUGAGUUCUCGCUGGCUGUCGCACAGUACCAGGAGCGGGAACCCACCUUAGGAAGACCUUCCCCAUCUUGCUCUGCGGAUGUAACAGAGCACGCAGGAAGUUCCUUACAGUCGCCUCUGCUUUCCACUGACCUGACCACAGCACAGACCCCUUCAGAAUUCUUGGCCUUGACUGAAGACUCUUUGUCGGAGGCAGAUGCCUUUCCUAAAAGUGGAAGCAUGGCUUCGCACUGCGACAACUUUGGUCACAAUGAUGCUACCUCUCAGCCCAAUCCCAGUCUCACUGCUGGCACAAAGACGAUGGAAUUUGUGGGGACUGUGCCCUGUAUGAUGAUGUCUCCGGGGAGGUACAGGCUAGAUGGUCGGUGUGGCACCGAACUGCAUUCUUUACCAGAGACUGCUGCUGCUGACCAGAGGGAAGUGUUACUGCAAAGCGCUGGGCCCCCUGUUUGGAAUGUGAGUGACCCAGAGACCCACCCACCAGCUGCUCAUCAAAGAGAAGAGGAACCCUCCGAACCAAUGCUUAGGACCAGCUCACCCAGGACACUGGGCUCCUAUGACCAGCACAAGGCACUAGCUGAACGCAUUAAAGGGGUCCACCCUGUUUCAGAUUCAAGGGUAAUCCCUUCAUCCGGGGAUCCUCGUGUUCGUAACAAAGCAUCUUAUGGAUAUGAAGCAAGUGCUGCCAAAGUCCUUGCCAGCAGCCUCAGUCCGUACCAUGAAGGAAGAUAUAUGGAGCAGCGGCUGCGGUCUUCAUCUGAAGGGACGGCGGGGAGCAGCGGAAUGGUCUUAAAGCCGAAAGAAGGGCAUGCAGAGGCCAGCAGCUUAAGAAAGCACAGAGCUGGGUCCUCAUCCUCCAAAAUGAACAGUCUGGAUGUUCUAAAUCAUUUGGGAUCCUGUGAGCUGGACGAAGAUGAUCUAAUGCUUGAUUUAGAAUUUUUAGAGGAACAGAAUCUUCAACCCCCAGUUUGCCGGGAAGAUUCCUGCCAUUCGGUAAUGUCGUGUGCCGCUGUCCUUCUUAGCCCAGUGGACCCAACAAGAGAAAUGAAGAAGCUAGAAGAACCAAAAUGUCCUGAGCCUUCCAAACAGAGCCUUUCCCUGAAAAUAACAAAAGACAUUGAUCAAGAAGCCCGGUGUUCCCAUGUCAGCCGAAUGCCCAACAGUCCCUCCACAGACUGGCCCCUGCUGGGUGUGGAAGAAAAUGGAGGUGUAGAUUCCCUGCCGUUCAGACUGAUGCUACAGGAGUGCACAGCCGUGAAGACGCUGCUUCUGAAGAUGAAGAGAGUGCUUCAAGAGAGUGAUGUGAGCCCUUCCAGCAGUACCACAUCGCUUCCCAUCAGCCCUCUCACGGAAGAGCCACUGCCUUUCAAGGAUAUAACAAAAGAUGAAUGCUCAAUGCUGAAGCUGCAGCUGAAAGACAGGGAUGAGCUCAUUGCUCACCUUCAAGCAGAGCUGGAAAAAGUGCAGCAUUUACAGAAGGCUUUUGCUUCACGCGUAGACAAAUCCACGCAGACUGAACUUCUAGGCUGUGAUGCCCUGUGGAAUCCUACAUGCACUGGAGAUUUAUUUAAACCAGUAUAUAUUUCAAGCUAAAUACAAUAAUCAUUUUCAUCACUGAGCUUUGACAUAUUAAAUAUUGAGAAAAAUAAAUUUUUCUAUGAUUCCUUCUGUUAACUAUCUUGCAGAAUAUGUAAUACAGAAAUUGUUUCAUUAUAAACACUGUAUACUUUUGCAUUUAUAAACAGUUUCCACAGAAUAUUGAUGAAUAUUGAAUGGACAUACAUUUGCUUUUACUUACUUUGUUUUUUUUAAAUGACGUACUUUUAUUUAAAUAUUAUCUCUAUAUGCAAAUAUACUAAAAUGUAAUAUUCCACUUGGCAGUAAAUAUUGUUUGAUCAUCCUCCUUAUCCAAAUCAUUUGUUUCUUUGUGAUAAACUUUGUGUUUUUUAUGUCACAUUCUAUGUGCAUUAGAUAGAUUGGAAAUGAAGCCUUAGUUACCUCAUCUUCGCAGGACAGUUCCCAAUGAUAAACUGGAUUAUUUGUGACCUCUUUUCAUUACAUUAACACCAGGAGGUGAAAUUUGGAUGUCUUCAAAUGGAACAAAUACAUGUGGCCUUUAUUUAACCACAGAAUGUAAUGUAUACAGAAGGAAAUUAUACCCUUAAAAAGCAGAAAAACAAACUUAUCUAUUGCAGAGUGACAGAAGUUUAUUGAAUGUAUGUGGUACAAGAAGAGGCCUUACCCUGAACUUAACCUCUGUGGGCCCUUUUUUAUUAACUUUCUAUGAUAACUCAUUUCAUCAAAUGGCAUAGUAGCCAGAAGGAUCUCUUGAGUGGUGUAGUUUAUUGCAAGGGUGAUUCAGUGUGGUGGGCAGGAUGUUGGUCAGUAGAAGGGCCACAGGGCUCAGGAGAGAAGAGCAGAUCUUAAUGAGCCCAUCCCAUUUGUGAAGAUACAAUGAAAGAAUUAUCAAUAGUAAUGUAUAGAAAUACGCUAUAAAAUUUAUUAAGUUAUUUGCAUCUUUAUAUAACAUAAAAUAUGAAUGACCAAAU
This is a messenger RNA of Peromyscus eremicus (cactus mouse), 3196 nucleotides long. RefSeq names its product coiled-coil serine rich protein 1 (gene Ccser1). NCBI's taxonomy places the organism in Eukaryota, Metazoa, Chordata, Mammalia, Rodentia, Cricetidae. The record is from RefSeq and is a predicted model, not a curated record. The coding region runs from base 30 to 2240 and encodes 736 amino acids. The transcript is spliced from 9 exons.